AUGGCCUAUCCUCUCUCUACAAAUUCUCGUUGGAUCAUAGACGAAAAAGGACAAAGAGUGAAGCUGGUGUGUGCAAAUUGGCCAGCGCAUUUGCAACCUGUUGUGGCGGAAGGACUGAGCAAGCAGCCGGUUGAUGCUGUGGCCAACAAGAUACUGGCAAUGGGUUUCAAUUGUGUUAGACUAACUUGGCCACUUGAUUUGGCUACAAAUGAGACAUUGGCUAAUAAUGUUACUGUGAGACAAUCUUUUCAAAGUCUUGGUCUUACUGAUGACAUUUCUGGUUUCCAAACCAAGAACCCAUCCAUGAUUGAUCUACCCCUCAUUGAAGCUUUUAAGACGUUGGUGGCUACUCUAGGAAGAAAAAAUGUGAUGGUGAUUUUAGACAACCACUUGACCAAGCCAGGGUGGUGCUGCGGCUACGACGACGGCAACGGUUUCUUUGGAGACACUUUCUUUGACCCUGCCACGUGGAUAGCCGGUCUGACCAAAAUGGCCACGACCUUCAAAGGUGUCUCCAAUGUAGUUGGCAUGAGCCUCAGAAACGAACUUAGAGGAUCUAAACAAAACAUCGACGUUUGGUUCAAGUACAUGCAACAAGGAGCCGAAGCAGUUCACAGAGCAAACCCUAAUGUACUUCUAAUCCUCUCUGGCUUCAACUACGACACCGACCUCUCAUUCGUCCGAUCACGACCCGUAACCCUAACUUUCACCAGAAAACUCGUAUUCGAGCUCCAUCGAUACUCUUUCACCAACACAAACACGUGGAGUUCCAAAAACCCUAACGACGCAUGCGGCGAGACUCUGAAAAGUAUCGACGACGGAGGCGGUUUCAUCCUCCGGGACUUCCCGGUGUUUCUUAGUGAGUUUGGAAUCGAUUUGAGAGGCAAAAACGCCAACGAUGAUAAGUAUAUUGGAUGUAUAUUAGGUUGGGCGGCGGAAAAUGACGUAGAUUGGUCGAUUUGGGCACUGUCAGGAAGUUAUUAUCUCAGAGAAGGUGUGGUCGGAAUGAUUGAAUAUUACGGGGUGUUGGAUUCGGAUUGGAUCAGUGUUCGAAACUCCGGUUUCAUGCAACGAUUGUCUCUUAUUCAAUCCACGCUUCAAGGACCGGGCCCUCAACCAAAAGUCUACAAUCUUGUUUUCCACCCACUAACCGGACUUUGCAUGCUACAAACUUCAAAAGAUCCGACCAAGGUCACUCUCGGUUUAUGUAAUGAGUCUCAACCAUGGAGCUACACUCUUGACAACACCUUGAAACUCAAAGAUAAGUCUCUAUGCUUAGAGAAUACUGGACCAAAUGCGCCGGUUAGGCUCAGUGAGAUGAGUUGCUCGAGCCCUAACUUAUCGAAAUGGCAGACCAUCUCAGCCUCUAAUAUGCUCUUAGCUGCGAAGUCAACCAAUAACUCGCUUUGUCUUGACGUCGAUGUAGACAAUAACCUCGUGGCUAGUAACUGCAAGUGUGUGAAGGGGGAAGACAGCUCGUGUAUGGCGAUGAGCCAGUGGUUUAAGAUCGUUAAAGUUACUAAAUAA
Messenger RNA from Microthlaspi erraticum, 1527 nucleotides. Lineage: Eukaryota; Viridiplantae; Streptophyta; Magnoliopsida; Brassicales; Brassicaceae. The record is from the annotation of a GenBank genome assembly.